This is a messenger RNA of Branchiostoma floridae (Florida lancelet), 2129 nucleotides long. RefSeq lists its product as uncharacterized. The transcript has 2 exons. Gene Ontology annotation, cellular component: cytoplasm. Bases 241 to 726 code for a protein of 161 amino acids. Lineage: Eukaryota; Metazoa; Chordata; Leptocardii; Amphioxiformes; Branchiostomatidae. The record is from RefSeq and is a predicted model, not a curated record. Gene Ontology annotation, biological process: positive regulation of apoptotic process; apoptotic process.
AAAAUGAGGCGAGCAGCUGUGUACAGCACGGAGCGAGCCGGCUCUUUCCGUCAAAACCCCGCUUCGUUUCCGUCAAGUCGAACCCUCACAGGUUAAAAUAAGACGCGAAAGCAAAUUCUUGAAAUGUCUUCGCUUACUGCCAAAUGCUUGAGUUGCCUUGGCCGGCCGCCGCAGGGAAGUGUCGUCUUACAUAGUGACGUUAUCCAAGGCCGGUAAGUACCCGGGCUGUAGGAAUGAAACAUGGCGGACGCUGACGGCCGUGCGUGCGCCCCAGGGGAGCGAUGCGAAGAUAAAAUGGCUCGGAGGGCGAGGAUAAGGGCACGGCGGGCGAGAGAGAUGGAAGUAGCGGCGCGGAAUGAAGCUCAGUACACCGAGACGACCGUCACUGUAACCACGGCGUCUCUGUACAAGCAGGAGGCGCGGGUAUGUGGAGCCACCGCUGCCGAGACGAACUUAGGAACGCCCGAGAACUUUAAGCAACCAGAAGGAGCGAGCGCAGCUCCGAAAGAACGGGAACAGCAGCCGCAGAAGACGUCCAGAUCGAAGGAGAAGAAAGGCGGCAGGCGGCUAGUAAGCAGACAUAUACGGGAGAAAAGACGGAGCACCGGCAUAGUCAACCUGCAGAUGGUCCUUGCAGACGACAUGGACGACGAUCAUGACCAGAACUCCAAAUCACAAGAAGCAGUGACGACAUCUGCGACACACCAGAACGACCGGAAGUACUAGUGAGUCGCCACAUCCGGGUCAGACGCGCGUGGUCCUAUGGGAGAUUCCUGGUGGCACAUGCCCUCCUGUUUUUUUAUACCACAAAUGUACCAAACCAGUGUAGUUGUCGGACGCUUGGCGAUAAAAAACGUUAUUCUACCAGCAAUCUAGCUUUAACGUUUUUUUUUAUUACAGGACUAUUAGUUUGAUGAUUAAGGGAAGCUUUAGAUCAAAGGGAAACAAAGAUACAUAUAGUAUGUAGGUACCAUUUUCAUACUUGGUAAACUGCUGUAAGGGUUAUAUAUAAUCUUAUAUCACCGAUGAGCUUCGUAAAUUCAUAUCUGUUGAUUUUUCUCAGUAAAUUGGUCGACAACCGUUUUUGUGUGACGUCAUAGCUAUGAUAUGUCGUCACACACAGAGAGACGUACAAUAACUUUUGUAUCUGAAAUUGCUUUGUAACAUUUCCAAUAUCAAGUUGUUUUAUAUAGCCAUAUCUUUAAUGAGAAUUGGGUAAGAGGUAAGCUAGAACUGCUAAGGAUGGCUUCAGAUAGAGUACGAGCGCCUCCUGGCAAUAUGUUUGCUAACUGCAUCUGAAAGCUAGUGCUGUAAAAUGUUGUACAUGUGGAAUAAGUAUAGUUUGACCAGCGCAGAGAACUUCAGCAAUGAUUAUGAUUACUAGUUGUUGCUUUCUUUGAUGUUAAUUACUAAUUAAGUUUCCAAAUGAUUGUAUAUUAAAGAACUAGAAUGUAAGAUAAUUAUCAAUAACGAUAGUGGUAAUAGGAUUCACUUAUAAAUUUGCAAAUCUUAAUGAUAUAUUUCAUUUUGCUUCCGCCUAAGAUAAAAUUAGAUAAUGUCGGAUACACGAUUCAUUUUUGUUGCAGUAGAGAAAAGCAUAGAAAACAUAUCCUGAGUUUUAUGGCAUUGCUUUUCAUUUUAUUUAUAUCUGAACAAGAUUUAGGGCAUUAUAUUUGUCAAUAUGGCAUAUAUAAAUAAAAGCAAACUUGCCAAAGCAUUCACUAAUUUUACAUCAUUAUUAGGCCUAUAGGUUAGUGCUAUUUGCUACAUGUAUACAGUGCUACAUAAUAGUCUUAACAGAAAUGUUCGAACAUGUCUGGAGCAAAGUAGUGUCAUACAUUGUAUCCUUAACGAUUAACGUUAGUUCACCUUUAUCCGUAGGGUAACCUUUAUCCGUUCUUUUGAAGAACAACGUAUUUAGCAAGUCGACAGAUGAUGGUUUCAAACUGCAAUAUUUUGAAAAUAGUACAAUUUGAAACUACCGUCCAUCGACUUGAUAUCCCUGGUUACCCUGUUUAGCAACACAACGGAUAUAGGUUACCCCGCGGACAAAGGUGAACUAACAUUACACUUCCAACACAAUCUGCUUUGUACAUGAAGAAACAGUACAAUAUAUGUAUAUUGAAGAA